AUGUCAUCCUAUGGACGGCCGUCAGAUUUCAGUAUGAGUAUGCGCCCCUCGUCUACCGAGACGAUGGAGUUGAGGGAGCAGGUCAAGAACUUAGAGAAACAGCUCUUGGAUCGGGACAAGCAACUGGAAGAACAGUCUAAAAUCCUGAACGACUUCCAAAAGACAAUGGAAGAAAUAGAGGGGGAAGAUAACUUCAACAUCCGGACUCAGCUGCGCGAAAGGAACGAAAGGAUCAAUCAGCUCACGGCGGAGUUUGACGGCCACCGAGCGGACUUUCGCAGCACACUGGACACUUUGGAGAUUGCUGCUUCGGAAACAGAGCGAGUCUACGAGCAGCGCCUUGACGAGCUGAUGCAACAAAAUAAGGAAUUGCAGGAUCGCGGCGAGGAUGUUGAGAUCGUCGCUCAACAACUGAAACAACUAGAGGAGUUGGUGUCGGAGCUGGAGGAAGGGCUCGAAGACGCUCGACGAGGAGAAGCGGAAGCCCGUGCGGAGGUCGAAUUCCUCCGCGGGGAGGUGGAACGAACCAAGUUGGAAUUGAAAAAGGAACGUGAUAUUUCGGCAGCCGCACUCAAAGAUGCGCAAGGUGGCGAGGGUCCCAAGGCAACCCAGGACCUGGACCAAAAGGAUGACGAGAUCCGAGGCCUAAAGGCUAUUAUCCAUUCGUUGAGCCGGGGGAAUCCCAAUGCGGCGAGUCUGGUUGAGAAGGGAUCGACAGCUGGUGAACAGGGUGAGCAUGUCGUGCAACUAGAACAACGGCUUCAAGAGGCUGAGACCAACACAGAGCGGAAAGAUGCCCGAAUCGAGGAACUAGAGCGCGAGCUUCAAGAUUUGCGGGUGGCUUCAGGCAGUGGAAACCGAGACCGCAGUUCGACUGUGACCCUGUCCCAGCCCAAGCAGCACAAGCCCUCCGGCUCCCAGGGGAACACGGUUGCUCAUCAGGCCAACCACAUCCAUCGCCUCUCUGAUCGAACAGUCGUCCCGAAUGACUGGCAUGAUGCGCCAUCAGAACCUCGUCAGCACAGCCGUGGCCUAUCCAAUUCAUCCCAGCGACGGCUAGAGCCUAUGCCUGAGUCGGAGCGCUCUUCGGACGAUGACGCCCUGUGGUGUGAGAUCUGUGAGACUGGUGGUCAUGAUAUCCUGAACUGCACCAGCAUGUUUGGUUCUGGUAAGCCAGCGUCGAAGCCCACCGAUGCCGAUAAGCCAGCCAAACAGCCAACCGCCCCAGCCGCCCCGGAAGCUGACGAGAGUCACUCGGAGAGUGGACAGAAGACGGGCCGAGAUGUUGUUCUUGAGGGCCUCAAGGGAAUUGGCGGCCUGGGAUCCUCCAUGGACCCCGUCGCUGGCAAGGCCUCCGGAGUGAUUGAUGAUUCCAAGUGGUGCGCUCUUUGCGAGCGAGAUGGCCACGAGAGCAUCGACUGCCCUUUUGAUGAAUAA
This is a messenger RNA of Penicillium chermesinum, 1437 nucleotides long. Its product is annotated as CAP-Gly domain containing linker protein BIK1. The record is from RefSeq and is a predicted model, not a curated record. Lineage: Eukaryota; Fungi; Ascomycota; Eurotiomycetes; Eurotiales; Aspergillaceae. The coding region runs from base 1 to 1437 and encodes 478 amino acids. The transcript has a single exon.